This is a messenger RNA of Ceutorhynchus assimilis (cabbage seed weevil), 4557 nucleotides long. Lineage: Eukaryota; Metazoa; Arthropoda; Insecta; Coleoptera; Curculionidae. The record is from the annotation of a GenBank genome assembly.
UACUAAGUGAACACCCUGUAUAACUAUUUUGCCGGCAUCGGGCAUUCAGGUGCAAAUUUGGACGUGGCACCCUUAAAAAAAUUUUGCCUCCGGCGGGAAGCCAUUCGACACUUAAUGAUUUUCCCGUCAUCCAUUACCCCCCCCAGAAAAUCAUCUAUGGACCGCCACUGAUCAAGUUACCCAUUACCAGACAACCUAUUAACUUUAGGAAUAUUGGUUGUGCUGCCCUCCAAUGAGUUUUCCAGAAAAUUAAAAAUGAUAUCUAAGUAGCAGCCAGCAUCUCAAAAAUGCCUAAAUCACUUGGAAUUCAACAGGGCGAAAGCCCUUCAAAAGUUUACAGUAGAAACAUGGUUUAUACAACUACACCAGACAUGACUGUUGUCAAGCAAGAGUUCAUAAAACAAGAAUUCACGCCAAGUCCUCAUAUGAUUGACCACGCCUAUGUCACUCCCAGGAAUCAAAUGAUGACCCAGACACCAUCAUCAGCCCCUUCCGUAAAAAGAAAACUCAAUCUUGAAGGCAACUUCAAUAUAGUACCGAUCAAGCAUGAGUUUAAAACGCCGCAGCCCAAACGCCAAAAAAAGCAAUCUUUGUCGCGCAAGCCUCGCUAUGACACGUCCCUGAGCCUUUUGACCAAAAAGUUUUCUGAUCUGAUUCAGAAAAGUCCCAAUGGGGUUGUGGACUUGAACAAGGCCUCAGCAGACUUGUGCGUACAAAAACGGAGGAUAUACGACAUUACUAAUGUGUUGGAAGGCAUUGGGCUGUUGGAGAAAAAGUCUAAAAAUAAUAUUCAGUGGAAGGGCGGUACCAACAACAACCAUUUUUAUGGUUUGAAAGUCAAAUUGCAAAAGUUGGAGGAUAGGGAGAAUCAGUUGGAUAGGCAACUGAAAAUCGCUGACCGGGAUUUGAGGAUGUUGAGUAAUGACAAAUAUGGGUAUGUGUCACACAACGACCUCUGGGGUGUUGAAAAAUUUAAAAAUAAGGCUGUGAUAGUCAUCAAGGCGCCCCCCAAUACGCAACUUUCAGUACCUACGGGCGAGGAAAAAGCUGAUGAAAAUAAUCCAGACAGGGCUACCAUAAGAAUGAAGAGUUUGGAUGGACCCAUAGAAGUAUAUUUGUGUGAGGAACCGCCUGUAGAACCAAAACAACCUCGAACGCCUACGAGCUCGCUCAAAGAUAUCGGGUUCAGUCCAGGCAUGGGUUUGUUUGAUAUGGUUUCGUCACCUCCUGUACCUCAACUUGACACUCCUGUACCUCCUAGUAAUCAUCACAGGCCCAUAUCCUCACAGGUGUGUCGGUCGUUGUCCUUUAUCAAAGACGAUUUCGACACCGCCGGACCGAGUACAAGUCAACAAAACCUCAAUCACCUUCAGCCCUCCACAUCUACCUCAGUGCAGGAUUCGGGUUGCGGACCGCCCAACGAUCCGGUAUCGUUUGGCGGGCCUCUCGCCUCUACGGCUAUUGUGCAAUUGGACCCAAGACUGGAGUCUCCUGGCGAGGGAACAUCGCAAGGUGGACUGCGGACACCUUUCAGGGUGGCAUUCUUUGGCGACAGUCCUCUAAGUGGUUUACGGGGACUUGGGAAUAGUUAUAGUAAUGGUAUGGAUCCGUUUUUCUCAUCAGAACCGUUCGUCCCGCUUGAGCCCCUCAUGCAACCAGAGUACAAUUUCAGCCUGGAUGCGUCAGAGGGUCUGGCCGAUCUUUUCGAUUACGACCUUUUCUAGAAUAACAAAUUCCAAUUUUUUGCUCACACACUCACAACAAACAAACAACACACUUUUAAAUAUUUUUAUUUUUUAGUUAGGAACCAAAACCUGAUACGACUUAAAAUCCUUAAUAAUUGUAAUUGUAAGCUGUUAAAUCAAUUCCUUUAAUUUUAAUUUCGAUAUUGGGACUAUGAUGACAAGGAGAAGGAUGCUUAAAAGCUUGUUUUUACUUGUGAUUAUAGUUAAAAUAUGAUAAGUUUUAAAACUUUCUUUGAUUUAUCCGUCAAUAUUGCUAUAGUAAAACUCAGUGUGCCUGAAGGAAAAAACAUUCUUAUUUUUCGCUUUGUAGAUAAAGCGUUGUACAUCACACGCGCGUUUAUACAUAACUACAAAACUCGUGUGAUUAGAACGUCUUGUCUUGCCCCAAGUUUUGCUUGCAAAUUAUGGGAAAUUUUAUGCUCGGCAGUGUAUAUUGCAUCGACUUGAAUAAUAAAAUUAUUGCAAUGUUUACAAUUCUUAUCCCUACUCUCAUAAAAUAGCUAAAACUAUUGGAAUAUACAGGGUUAUUGGUAAUUCGAUACAUUCCUUUAUAGAUGUGAUAGGGUAUGAGGUAAAUUUAACCGUAACAUGGUUCACGCAAAGCUCAAUAUUUUUUGAGAUAUUUCAAUGUUUCUGUUUUUCUCAAAAACAUAGACUUAAAAAUUAAUUAGUAAAAAAUUUACCAAACUUUUCUACUGGAUCACUUGCCCAACACUGUGGUCUUAUAUUUGUAAUAAAAAAUAUCCGGAAAAUAAAUUUAAACUGCCACUGUAUUAGCAAGAAUAAGAAACCAAGAGAAGGUACCGAGUGAAUAAAUUCUCUCAUUCGCAUCAUGUGAUCAAUUUUGGUAUCAUUUGUACCUUGUUGGAUACCUAUUGAAAUAAGGAAGUUUUUUUAAAAAAAAAUUCACAUGUUGCUUGAUGAGUUUCAUAAAAAUAACCGAUAAGAAAUUCUGAUACCUUAUUUUUGAAGAAAUUUGAUUUAAAAUUUUCCCUGACUGAAAUGUUUCCGCAUAUUUUUUAUUACACACAUAAGAAGUGUUGGGAAAGUAAUCGAGUAGAAAAGUUGAAAAAAUGUACGGUAGAUUUUAGGUUUAUUAAAUUUACUCCCUAUUUCAUCCUCUAUCACAUCUUCAAAGUAGGGUUUCCAUAAAGGUUUUACGGAAAUCAAGACAAAGGAGUCAAGAAAUCCGGACAAAAUCCGGACUUUGCCGAAAAAUAACUUGAAAUUUUCAUGAAGGAUGAAUUUUGUGUUCAUUAAUAGGUAGAAAUGAAGUAUCGUAACGAUUAAGAUAUUUAACAAAGUAAGAUUGUUUAGUUUUCACGAUCUCCAAGUUUUCCGGACAUUGUUCCGAAUUCCGGCUGGACUUCCCCGGACACCCCAAAAAUCCAAACAUGUUCGGGUAAAUCCGGACGUAUGGAAACCCUACUCCAAAGGAAUGUAUCGAAUUACCAAUAACCCUGUAUAACUAGCCUAUAGACUGCAAAACAUUUUGAUUGCCAAACAUCCAAUCGGAAAUAUUAUUUUCAAUUCUAUAAAGUUUUCUAUAAGCAAAUUCUUACAGAUGUGACCAGUUACACUGAGUUUAAUUAUGGCCCAAGCUGUAGUAAAAUUUUCUCAAUUUAUAGACGCCUAAUUGCAUCUUUCCAUCCUCACCAUUACCAUGCACCUCUCAGAUUUGUGUAUUGUAUAUUAUUGUUGGUUCGAAAAAAAAAUUUAUAUGAAUUUGUGUCAAUGUGUUUAUGUUUAUGUUAUGGUUAUUUUCAAUGAGGGAAUCUCGUCUAAAAAUUGUCCUUUGGCUAAAGAGGUGCAUGGUUGAAUUUUAAAAUAGGUUAACUAUAUUUAAUUAUAAUAAUAUAUUAUUUUAAUUCCUAUAUUUAUUAAUUAUUUGUGUUAUAUAGAAUAUUUUUUGGGUUUUUCUAAAUUAUUUUUAGAUGUUUAAAAACUUCGUUGGACAAAUCGGACCAAAGUGCCUAUUUUUCUUAUUGAUUUGGUCAUUUUAGGAAACAAAAAUAAAAUUAUUGCUAUGGUUUUGUUUUUUUCUUUAAAAUUUAUUACAAUAUUUAUUUUUAUUAGUUGAGUAAGGUUUGUACUGAGGCUUAUAUUGAAGGCUGAAUUUUAUGUUUUGAACUAUUUUACACUACUAAAUUUUGUGUACAUAAUUAUUUUUGGUUAAAAUUGAACCGAGCACAUUAUAAGCCUUUUAUUAAAAAAUAAAAUGGUGCCAUUGAAAAAAUUCAUAAAUCUGUUUUGUUUUGAAAAAAAAAAAAAAAAAAUGUAUAUAAAUUCACAUAAAUAUAUUGCUUAUCAUUGGGCAUUUUGAAUUUCCUUAUGUAUUUUUUUUUUUGAAUGGAAUGACACAAACCAUUUUUUUUUCAAAGAAAAUAUAAAUGUUUAUAAUUUUUGUCAAGUAUUACGACACCUGCAAUAAUUUCGAUCUCAUCAACAAAUUAAUUAUUGGUUUAUUUUAAGGAACUACCAAAAAAAUGAAUUGAAUAAUUUUUUGUACGCUGGGACCACUAAAUUUUAAGCAUACAUUUGCUUAAAGUUAGCUGUUCUCAUGCAGAGUAAUUUAAAUAAUUCUCUACGAGGGUGUGUGUCACUGUUUAGUACAACUACUUACCGCAAAACAAAAAAAUGUUGUUAUUUAAUUUUUUUUGUACAAAUUAUUUUAUCCUAUAGUGUUUUUUUAUGUUUACAGAAAGAAUGAUAUGAAUGUCCAAGCCAUAGAGGCCUUAUUGAAAAACAAAAAAAAAACUUUUGUAGUGACAUCACAAGUACGUUUCUACAUCGGUGUACAUAAUGAAAACAU